Mytilinidion resinicola is the source of this 2742-nucleotide messenger RNA. RefSeq names its product RNI-like protein. Gene Ontology annotation, cellular component: SCF ubiquitin ligase complex. Gene Ontology annotation, molecular function: protein binding. Gene Ontology annotation, biological process: SCF-dependent proteasomal ubiquitin-dependent protein catabolic process. The transcript has 4 exons. NCBI's taxonomy places the organism in Eukaryota, Fungi, Ascomycota, Dothideomycetes, Mytilinidiales, Mytilinidiaceae. The record is from RefSeq and is a predicted model, not a curated record. Bases 1 to 2742 code for a protein of 913 amino acids.
AUGAGUUCCCCGGGCCUGUUUUAUCACGAGAAAGUGCCGGCCGGCAUUAUUGUCGCCCAGACGAUUGGCAUAACAUCGGUUGCCUUCUUGACUGGUAUGAAUGCGUUCCUUUCCGUGGCCGUUGUCCCUGCAGUCAUGCGGGCUCCUGCAGGGCUUGCGGCUUCUCAGUUCAAGACGUUUUAUGUCAUGCCCACAAACAAAAAGCUGCUCGGCAAAGCGGAUUCGCUGGCAAGCGCUGAGCUCACGGACAAGGCAGCUGAGGCUAGUGUUGCGAAGGAGGAGACUGUGAACGCGCUGUUGGACAAAUGGGCCACGCUCAAUCUCGCUACGCUCCCCGCUACUGCGGAGCAACCAUCCCCGCUUGGCCAAAUACCGCCCGCGUCCGACACUGACUCCAGGAACGUCCCUUAUACUGCUCUUCAGGGCGCUGGAGUGCCUCGCGGGCUCGCCUCCUGCUGCUUACUAUUCUUUGGCCUUGAGCCCAUACGCUUCUUCUACGCCCUUCUUGCAUAUCCGCCUUCGACCACUCCUACCUACAGCCGGCCUAUCACGCAAUCCUCCCUACGCCUCACCUCCUCCCUCGCCGCCAUGGAGCCUCUUUCGAUUGACUCGAUUGUCAUUGACACUCCUUACAACACCUCUCCCUCUAGUCCUACGAGUCCUACGAGUCCCUCGACCCCGCAUAGCGAUGCUAUACCCAUUGUGCCGUCCAAGUUGAAGGGCCGGCAACGCCUGCUUCAAGGCCUACAACGCAUGUCGUCUUCGCCGUCUCUGGCUAAGAUGGGGAGGACGCCUUCGUCCGGAUAUCGUAGUGGAGGAAAAGCAUCCAUGUCAUGUGUCUCGCUAUCAUCCGGCUCCUCAUACAGCCACUCGUAUGGGAGCUCAUACUCUUCCGAGAUGUCUGUCGGGUACUCCACCGCGCCGACAUCUGUAGCAGGAAGCCCAGGUCCAGGUAGCCCACUUAGUGACGAGAGGGCUCGCUUUUGCUUGGUUGGCCAUAGCACGCCUACGUCCGUUGCCCUCCCGUCAGACCUGAGGCCCAUGUCACGCCAGGGCAUGGACUUCGAAGGAGAUUACUUUACCACACCAAUGACCCAUGUAAAGCCCCUACAGAGAAGGGAGAACUUCAACUUCUGGGGAGAUAUGCCAGCUGAGAUCCGGAUCCAUAUCCUCCAGUACCUCAAGCCUAAGGAAAUCGUCCGCUGUUCCUCCAUCUCAAAGUCCUGGCAGUCAAUGUGCUUCGACGGCCAACUCUGGAGUAACCUCGACACCUCGGAAUACUAUCAGGAUAUCUCAGCCAACUCGUUAGCUUAUAUCAUCAACUCUGCCGGGCCGUUUAUACGCGACCUCAACCUGAGAGGCUGCGUACAGUUACGGGAGCGGUGGAACAACAAUGGAACUGCUCUAUCUGACGCAUGCCGGAAUCUCGAGAACUUCUCCCUUGAGGGCUGUCGUAUUGAUCGGAGCUCCAUUCAUUGUUUCCUUGUCCAAAAUCCUCGCCUAGUUCACAUCAACCUCUCGGGGCUGGCAGGAGCCACCAAUUCCGCCAUGAAGAUCAUUGCACAGCACUGCCCACGAGUUGAGCAUUUGAACAUCUCGUGGUGCAAUAAUAUUGAUACCAGGGGCGUGCGUAAGGUCAUUGAGGGAUGCCCGAACCUCAAAGAUCUACGCGCUGGUGAAGUUCGUGGGUGGGAUGAUGUCGACCUUAUGUUCGAAAUUUUCAAGCGCAACACUCUCGAAAGACUCGUCUUGAUGCAUUGCGACAGCCUCACCGACGAUUCGCUAGCAGCUCUGGUUGUAGGAGUCGAUCCGGACAUCGACAUUUUAACUGGUCGACCAAUGGUACCCCCACGCAAGCUCAAGCACCUCGAUCUUACUCGUUCUCGUGGAAUAUCCGACACCGGAAUCAAAGCUCUAGCACACAAUGUCCCAUUCAUGGAAGGUCUUCGACUAUCCAAAUGCCACUCCCUGACCGAUGACUCGCUAAUGGAUCUUCUCCCGACUGUACCUGUCCUCACUCACCUUGACCUUGAAGAACUAGAAGCUCUUACCAACGCAACACUACAGAGCCUCUCUACAUCCCCAUGCACUGCGCACCUUCGCCAUCUCAGCAUCUCCUAUUGCGAGAAUCUUGGUGACGCAGGCAUGCUACCACUGUUGAAAGCAUGUUCCCGAAUCGGCUCGCUGGACAUGGACAAUACUCGAGUAUCUGAUCUGGUUCUCAUCGAAGCCGCUGCAUGUGUUCGUACCCGGAAUCGCGCCACGAGACCCCUGUCUGGUUCGGAACGACCCCGCGUAGGCCUCAAAAUCGUGGCAUAUGAUUGUGCAAACGUCACUUGGACCGGCGUCCGUGAGAUCCUUUCCCGCAAUGCUGAGACUGUUCACUCCACACCGACCUCGAGCUCCACUACUAGUGAAGUUACUAGAUAUCCCGAAGUCAUCUCCCUCAAGUGCUUCUACACGUACCAACCAACCGUUGAUGAGCACACUAAACGUGUUUUGCACGGUAACUACACAGCUGCGAAUCGCUUAGAAAGGAAGUGGGCCGAGUAUAUGAUGGCGACUGAAGAAGCGGAUGCUGGCGGUACAGGAGUGGGCGCAAGGAGGCGGAGGCGUCGAGCUCGAGAGGCCCGUCUGUUACAUGAAGAUGAAGAGGACGGUGGUAUCGAAACAGGUAACGGGGGCAUAGGCGGAAGGCGGCGACGAGCUAGGAGCGGCCCCGGUGGCUGUAUCAUCAUGUGA